GGUGUCCCAAAGAAGGAAAAAAGGACAGGAGCAGGACUCUAGACAUGGGGCUAUGGUUCGAUGAAAAGGGCCCCUUUCAUAACAAUUCAGUACGACGAGCUGGUGCCGGCCUCUCUCACCACGAAACACGGCGGCUUCUACAUCAACACGGGCACCCUGCAGUUCAGACCGGCGUCCGACUCCGAGGGGGACAGCGCCGGCGCCGAGGACCACCGCUUCAAGAAGAUGAAAGAUGGCGAGGAACGGGUGAUAAAGAAGCGUCGAAAAAAGCAAGAUGGUGGAAUUCUGGAGGACAAGAAACCCAGGAAGAUCAGAGUACCAAAGACCGGAGUUUCAGCGCUGAAUGUCCAUCGGCCGGAGAAGAAAAAGAGGAAGAAGCUGAUGAAGGACUCCAUCCACCUGGCCAACAUGCUGCGCCGCUUCACCCGGGAGAAGGAAGAGAUGCGCAAGAAGAACCUGGCUGGCGCCGGUCUGCCGCGCCCCGCCGGUCUGCCACGCCCCGCCGGUCUGCCUCGCCCCGCCGGUCUGCCUCGCCCCGCCGGUCUGCCUCGCCCCGCCGGUCUAACACGCCCCGCCGGUCUACCACGCCCCGCCGCCAAAAUGCCCAACGCCAACAGCGCACUCCUCAACGCCCAGUCCAAGGCUGCUGGCAGCAACGAAUGCAACAUGGCCGACCUGGCCACCGACCCGGCUGUGAUGUCACUGCUGGGCUCGGCCAAUAACGACAUGCUGCAGGACAUGAUGGGUGACCUGGACUUCGGGAUGCUGGACUCUCCUCAGCCCUCCAGUCCUCUCCAGGGAGAGAACGGCGCCUUCGGGAUGGGACACAAAGCGGGAGGCAGCCGAGCGUCCCAGGGCAACAUGAUAGCCCCCCCUCCACUGCCCAGCGGACUCCCAGCCCCGCUCACAAAGCGCAUCGAAGACCUGAGAGCGGCGUCCCCGUUUGAUGCAGAAGGCAGGAAGAAGUUCUUCACACUGGACAUGAACAACAUCCUGCUGGACAUUGAGUUGCAGGUUCAGGAGCAGCCGGCAGAGGUGCGUUCAGUGGUCUACUCCCACCUGGAGGUCUUUGUGCCCUGCAAUAAAGAAGCUCUGCUCAAACGGCUGAAGAAGCUCAGCCUCAACAUACAGGACGACCGGCUUCGAACCCCCCUGCUGAAGCUGAAGCUGGCCGUGUGCAGCGUGAUGCCGGAGCAGAUCGCUCGCUACAACAUGGACUGCAUCGCUAAAGUGGCAAAGCAGCAGUCCGGGGAGGCGGAGAAGAACGGGUCGGAGGACGAUGACGAGGAGAAGCCGGGGAGGAGGGUGAUGGGCCCCCGGAAGAAGUUUGUCUGGGACGACAAACUCAGGUUACUGCUCUGCAACCUGGUGCGGGUGAAGCUGGGCUGCUACGAGCUGGAGAACUCGGGAGCGCUGUCUCGGGAAGAAUACCUCAAAGCCUUCAUGGAGGCGGAAGUGAAACCUCUUUGGCCCAAAGGCUGGAUGCAGACCAGGAUGCUGUUCAAAGAGAGCACCGUAGCUCAUGGUCACAUCCGAGCGAAGAGGAAGAUGGUCACUACUCCCAAGGCCAAGCCAAAGGAGGCGGUGUGGGUUCAGCGGUCCGUUCCCUUAGCGGGCGCCACCCCCCCCCCUGCUGCCCAGGUUGCCAAGCGACCGCCUCAGUCGCCGUCUGAGCCCAUAUGUCUGGAUUCCCUCGACGAGGACCUAACCGCUCCCUCCCUGGACUCCAUCUCCAAGGCCCUGGCCAUCCUCGGCAACGCAGCCAAGGGCCUGGCGCACGGAGGAAACAGCCCCCCGUCCCCGGACGGACCCAAGACCGCGUCCAAGCCGUCUUCGCUCCACGCCUCGCCGCUCAUCCAGCAGCAGAAACACAACUCUGUCGGCAGCCCCGGCUCCAACGCACCUCACUACGUCUCUACCUCUUCGUCCCCCUCCACCCCUCUGUCCCGGCCCCUCUGCGUCAUGGCCGCUCCUCUGCCCUCGGUCAGGGUGGACGGGAUGGGCGUCGUUAAGGGCGCCGUGCAGGCGCACAGACACUCGGUGCUGAACGCUCAGAGAACUCUGGCCGUGGUCAAGGCCAACAUGCCGGCCUCGGCGCCGCCGCCGGCUAAACAGCGUCCACCGCCCACUGCGUCUCCGCUCGUGGCCCCCGGGUCAAAGACGGGGGUCUCCGCGCCCUCGUCCGGCCUCCUCAAAGGCAGCAAUAACAAAUCCAACAGCGGCGACACGAUAAUCAUCACGUCGUCGCCUCAGUCUCGGCCACACGCCCUCAUCUCCCCCCCACACAUGAGCCCCAAAACCUUCCAGACGCCGCGCCCGCCCCACACUCCGCAGAGCAAAGCCUCGCCCUCCCCCCUCUCUCAGACGCACGCCGGCGUUCAGCCCCAGCCGCAGUCUAACUUCAUCACCCCCAUGCAUGCCACGCUCACCAAGUCCACCCACAGCAGCAUCCCGCCCAUCGUCAAACUCACGUCCCGGCCCCUGAACCCCGCUGUGAUCACCACCACCGCGGCCUCCCCCUCCGUCUCCCAAAGCCCCCGGUCUCAGGCAACCCCCCUACUCCACCAGUACUCUCCCAAAAGCCCAGCAGGCUUCCGCCUGCCGUUCUCAGGUGCCCAAGGAGGAGCGACCAAGCCGGGGCAGGGCAGCUACACCCUGUCAGGCAGCCAGAAGACUCCCAACAGCAACAACAGCACCACCAACACUAGCCUUAUUAACACCAUAUCCAUAAGCAAGCAUUCAGGAUCCAGUGCCUCCCCCACGAUAUCCUCCGCCAACGCAGGCCAGCGUCAGAGGACGGGGGGCGGGACAUCUCAGGGGGCCAAGCCAGUUGCGUCUGUCCUAUCGUCAUCUGUCUCUCCUCAGUUGCCACAGGUCUCCACGGCGGGCGGCGGGGGCCUGCUGGGCUCAGCCUCGCCUCUUCCCCUGGGGUUCGGGAUGCUGGGGGGCCUGGUGCCCGUGUCCCUGCCCUUCCAGUUCCCCCCGCUGCUGAACCUGCCCCCGCUCGGCACGGCCGGCUCCAGCACGGCAGCCGGCGGCUCGGCAGCCAAUAGCAACGCGGCGUUCUCCACCCUGACGCAGAAUCUGUAUAAGAGUCUCCAUCAGGGUCAUCCAGUGCUCUGCCUCCUCACUUGCCAGCUCGCUUUCCCAGAUGUCAGUCAAAGCCAGGCAGGAGACGCUAAGAGGAAGACUCUAUGAUGCAGCUGGACUCCCAAUGCCCGGGGGGGGACGCUGUCCAAUGAAAUGACCUUGUGUCCGGACAAAUCAUGGACAGACCACUCGUAGCAGCGGUCUGAAAGGAGGACUGGGUUACACUUGAUCUGAACAAAAGGAUCAGCUCAAGUUUUCAUGAAUACCGCAGUUGAAUAUAACUUUUUUAAAGGAUUUCAUAACUUUUAAAUACUAUUCUUCAUAAAAUUGGUAAUGAAAUAAUGAUGACGAAUAUAGUUUGGUGAUGUUUACAACAUAGACCUAUAUCACUGUGGACAGGGACGUGUGUGUGUGCGUGUGUGCGCGUGUGCGUGCAUGGUCAGUGUGUCCAUUUGGUGCUGUUUCUUUCAUAAUGUAAUUAUCACUGAUACCUGUAAGAAAUGUAAACUGAAUAGAAUGAGCUUUUUUCUUCUUCUUCAAUGAGAGCUGUACACUUUUUAUUGUACUUGAAUUCGUUUGUUCCUGUAUAGAACUCAAACUUUUAAUUAAAAUCUUUCCCUUCAA
Messenger RNA from Etheostoma spectabile (orangethroat darter), 3714 nucleotides. Its product is annotated as ubinuclein-2-like. The record is from RefSeq and is a predicted model, not a curated record. Lineage: Eukaryota; Metazoa; Chordata; Actinopteri; Perciformes; Percidae. Gene Ontology annotation, cellular component: nucleus. Gene Ontology annotation, biological process: chromatin organization.